AUGGGUGUCGAUGAAUGGGAUAAAAAUAUGAAAGCGGCUGGAUCGGAUGAUCAGAAAAAGGUAUUUCGAAUUUCAAAAUUCCAAAAAAACAUUCAUAGAUAACAUUUUUUGCAGAUCGAUAAAUGGUUGGAAAACAUAAUCUUCCGUUAUUUCCAUGUUUGGUCGCCAGUAAAUUGUCAAGCAAUGUUGAAAAGAUAUGAAAUCUAUGAACUUUGUUUGAGAGCUCGCGAAUUUUUCUGGGAAAAACCAUUAUAUCGACAUGUUGAAGUACCAGUUAGUAUUGUUGGUGAUAUUCAUGGACAAUUUGAAGAUCUUAAAACAAUAUUUGAUAUGAAUGGAUGGCCAUUUAGUGAUGAUGAAGCUAAAGAAAUGUGUACUAAUUGGAUAAUGAGAAAUCGAAAAGAUGAAAAAGAUCCAAAAAAAGUCCAGUCAGUUUUUUUUGGUUUUGGUGAGGGAAGAAGGGAAGAAGUGUGAAAAGAUUCAUGAAGUCAAACUGUUUUCUCGCCCCAAAAUUUCCGGGCUAUUUUCAUACCCAUUGUUCAACUUUAAAAUUCAACAAAAUCAUCAAUAUAUAUAUUCCAGGCUUCCAAAAAUCCUUGGUACUGGAUCAGAUCGUCAACCUGGUCCAAAAUCAUAUUUAUUUCUCGGUGAUUAUGUUGAUCGUGGUCCAUAUUCAAUGGAAGUUGUAAUACUUUUAUUUGCAAUGCAAUUACGAUGGCCUGAUAGAAUAACACUUCUUCGAGGAAAUCAUGAAUCUCGACCUGUAAAUCGACAAUAUGGUUUUUAUAAUGAAUGUGCGCGAAGAUAUAAUGAGAGAAUUUAUGAAGUAUUUCAAUUAACUUUUAAUACAAUGCCAUUAACAGCAAUUGUAAAUAAAAGAAUAAUGUGUAUGCAUGGAGGAAUAUCACAAGAUUUAUAUGAUUUGAAACAAUUAGAUCUUGUUAAACGACCAAUCGAUAUUCCUGAUGUUGGUAUUUUAGCUGAUUUAACAUGGGCAGAUCCAGAACCUGAAAUUGAUUUGUAUCAAGAAUCGCCACGUGGUGCUGCAAAUAUAUUUGGUGCAAAAGCUGUUGAAGAUUUUUGCAAAAAUUUUGAUCUUGAUCUAAUUGUUCGCGCACAUCAAGUUGUUCAAGAUGGUUAUGAAUUUUUUGCUGAUCGCCGUCUUGUCACUAUAUUUUCAGCUCCAUUUUAUUGUGGUCAAACAAAUAAUGUUGCAUCUGUAUUAAAUAUUUCAAAAGAUAUGGUUGCAUCGUUUAUGUUAGUUCGACCAGUUACUGAAUUAGAUGGCAAAAAUGUGGCUGAAGAUGAUGAAUAG
Caenorhabditis angaria is the source of this 1315-nucleotide messenger RNA. NCBI's taxonomy places the organism in Eukaryota, Metazoa, Nematoda, Chromadorea, Rhabditida, Rhabditidae. The record is from the annotation of a GenBank genome assembly.